UCCUGCUCGCUCGAUACACAGGGCUGGCUGGUGUUGGUGGUGGUGGAGGUGGUGUUGGAGGCGGCGGUGGUGGAGGUGGUGGAGUUCCAUAUUAUACCUAUGCUAUACUGCUGUCCACCACCCGCCAUGGCAACCCAAAAACCGGUGGAGUGGGUGUCCGCCCUGCUGACCCGCUUCGAGGAGCAGCUCCCCUGCCGCACAGGCCCCCAGACGCAGCACACCAAGUUCAACGUUGAGCAGAACAAAGAGUGUCUUGUGCGCAUUAGCCGAUACAAGUUCUCCCUGGUCAUCGCCGGCCUGCACAAGAUCCUGCAGAAGGUCAACGAGAUGCGCCCGCAUGGCCCAGACUUUGAGAAGAACUACUACGAGAGUCUACUGAUUGUGCUGGACACCCUAGAGAAAUGCCUCUCGUCACAGCCCAAGGACACCACGCGCGACGAGGCCAUGAACGUCAAGCUGCUGCUGCGCGAGACAUGCCAGUUCAUAGAUCUGCCUUCGGACAACAACAUGGUGGUGCAGCUCAAGACACUGGCCUCCAAGGUGCUCUUCGCCCUCAGCCUCAACAACUUCUCCGUCGUCUUCAACCGCAUCUCCGUCAGGCUGCAGGAGUUGAGCGCCACCAACACGGAUGAGAACCCGGAUGUGACGGACAUUGAGCUCAUCCAGCACAUCAACGUCGAUGUCAACCGACUCAUCCGACUUCUCAAUGAGACCAUCCAGAAGUUCCGCAGCCUCAGGAAGAACGCCCAGAUCGCCCUCAUGACCUCCCUGGAGAAGGCCAUAUGGAACUGGAUGGACACCUACCCCAACGAAUUUGCCGACCUGCAGAAGCGACGCAAUGAUGAGCUGGCCAAAUGCUGCGAGGCCAUGUUUGAACACCUGGACAGCUUUGCGGAGAACAGCAAGAAAAGGGCGGCUGUCUGGCCACUACAGAUCAUGCUGCUGGUGCUGUCCCCGAAGGUCCUCGAGGAGAUCGUCAACGCGGAUUCUGGCGCCCCGUGUUCACAGCGUCACUUUAAGAAGAAGCAAUUCAUAGACCAGCUCAAGAAGGCGCUCAUACCUCACAACAUCUCCCGGCACCUGACCGAGGCCGCUGCCGUCACCUGCGUCAAGCUGUGCAAGAUCGCCACCUACAUCAACAUCAACGACUCCAAUAACGUUGUCUUUGCCCUCGUCACAAGUGUUCGGAGUGAGCUGAAGAAUCUCCUCUUCAACAUCGUCAAGCCGUUCAUCCGCGUACAGGCGUUCAUCUUCCAGGACGUGGAUCUCAUGAUUGACUGCUUUGUGUCGCUGUUCCGCAUCCUUCCACACAACAACGAGGCGCUCAAGGUCUGCCUCAACCCCAACUCACCGCCCACAUAUCACUUCGUCCUUGUGUCAUCCCUAUACCGAAUCAUCACUCAGCCCCGCCUGCCGUGGUGGCCCCAAAUCGACAUUGUAUACAACAAGUCUAGUGAGCUGAGGUCAAUGUUUACCGACACCCUCAACAAGGUGACCCAGGGAUGCAUACCUCAGACACCCCUGCGCAUGAUACAGGGCUUCACUCUCAAGUUCAAGGAGAAGGCAUCGGAUGAGUCACCCUCCUACAAGAACCUUCUGCUGUGGAUGGUCCGGCUGAUCCACGCUGACCCCAUGCUGAUGCUCAACGGGAAAGCGGGCCACGAAAUCCAAAGCUCCACCCUUGAGCUGAUCAACGGCCUGGUAUCCCUCGUGCACAAUGCCUCCAUGCCCGACGUGGCUGCAGAGGCUAUGGAGGCGCUGCUCGUCCUGCACCAGCCUGAGAAGAUAGAGAUGUGGAACCCUGAGGCACCCAUCAACACCUUCUGGGAUGUGAGUUCCCAGGUGCUGUUUUCCAUCUCUCAGAAGCUAAUCCAGCACCAGAUUGCCAACUACACAGAGAUCCUGAAGUGGCUGAGGGACAUCCUGGUGUGCCGCAACGCUUUCCUCCUCAGACACAAGGACUAUGCCAACUGUAACAUCGGCGCGCACAUAGCCAUCUGCAAGCAGGCGCACAUCAAGCUGGAGGUCGUGUUCCUGAUGUAUCUGUGGAGCAUAGACAUUGACGCAGUGCUGGUGGCCAUGUCCUGCUUUGCCCUGCUGUGUGAGGAAGCAGACAUCCGCUGCGUCUGGGACGAGGUCACUGCUACCGUCACCUACCUGCUGCCCAACUACCAUGUCUACCAGGAGCUUGCCGCGGCCUCUACCAUACUCACGACUGCCACUCUGGAGUCAAGAAUAUACAGUCAACAGCAACAAAGCCGCGCUGCCCUCCAGAAGCGCAUCAUGGCACUGCUGCGCAAGAUUGAACGCUGGACCCCAGGCUGCCUGCAGGCGUGGGAGGACACCUUCAUCAACUGGGAGUCCUCCACCAAGAUGCUCGUGUCCUACCCCAAGGCUAAGCUGGAGGAGGGGCAGAUAUCCGAUAGCUUCCACCGCACCGUUUGCA
Molecule: messenger RNA, 2446 nt
Organism: Eriocheir sinensis (Chinese mitten crab)
Lineage: Eukaryota; Metazoa; Arthropoda; Malacostraca; Decapoda; Varunidae
Product: neurofibromin-like
Source: RefSeq, a predicted model, not a curated record